Funneliformis geosporum is the source of this 926-nucleotide messenger RNA. The record is from the annotation of a GenBank genome assembly. NCBI's taxonomy places the organism in Eukaryota, Fungi, Glomeromycota, Glomeromycetes, Glomerales, Glomeraceae.
GUCACAUGUCAUACUUUAGUCAAAGUGUUAUGUCAAAAUUUAAUCACAACGAUGACGAAACUUUUAACAAACAAUCAAGUUUAUACUCCCAACAACAACAGAAUCAAAUUUCGACGCCCCCUACAUCCCCUUUCUUAAAUUCUUAUGUACAAUCUCCCUUAUCUUGUGAGACUUCAUCUUCUUCUUGUUCAUCAACUUCCUUAUCUCCAAUCCUUACCCCAACUGCAACAACCCAUCCAUUUCAAUUUACCACAAAUUCUUUACCUGUUAGUCCGAUAUUUGAAAGCGUAAAUGAGAAAAAUGGAAAUGAUUAUGAUUUGUCAUUGACGAUAAUGGAACGAUAUCAAAAUAAUAACGAAUCAUUGACUAGAAAUUAUGAGAAAUCCAAUAAUUGUAAUAAUUUUUCUCCGUUAAACAAUUCGAUUCAGGAACAAAUUUAUUCAAACGACGAAUUAUUCGAAUCGGCUCAUGAACGAUAUAACAAUGACAAUGAUAAUAAAGUAUCAAACGUUAAACCAUAUAUUCAUAGUAUUAAUAAUAAUAAGAUUUAUUAUCAUGAACCACCGCAACAGUUGCAAUCUCAAUCGUAUAUAUUAAAUGCACAAUGGCAACAAAAUCAAUAUCACGCUAGUGGACAAUUAAAAGUCUCAUCAAUAGAACAUCAACUUCAACAUUUAAAACAUAAGGAUCCAAAUGAAGAGAGAUAUGUAAUGGAUCCUGGUUUUAUAAAUUCGGAUCUCAAUUUGAUGAAUUGGACUUUUAUUAAACCUAAUUACCCUUUAAUAUUUGAUCAAAUGUAUGAUAAAGCAGACGGUUGCUUCUUUUUAGAAGGUAUACCCUCUGAGUUUAUUUUUGACUUUCAUCAGCAUUCUGAUUUAUUAAUUGAAGGUUAUUUUGUUAAUGAAGAUAUUGGUCAAAGUUAUUAA